Molecule: messenger RNA, 3294 nt
Organism: Mesoplodon densirostris (Blainville's beaked whale)
Lineage: Eukaryota; Metazoa; Chordata; Mammalia; Artiodactyla; Ziphiidae
Gene: KLHL26
Product: kelch like family member 26
Exons: 3
Coding region: 307-2070 (587 amino acids)
Molecular function (GO): protein binding
Source: RefSeq, a predicted model, not a curated record
CGGCGGGAAGAUGGCGGCGUCCGGUGGCCGUGGUGGCGCUGGUGGCGGCGGCUUCGGCGCGGGCCCGGGCCCCGAGCGCCGGAACAGGCGGCAAAUGGAGGCUGGAGAGGCGCAUCCACUGCCACGGCCAGUCAGUGGGCAGGUGGCAGACACCACUGGGACCCAGGCCUGGUUUCCACUUCUCUGGGGCUGGUUCUGGCAAUUUUGCCUCCCCCCGGGGCAGCUUCAGAGCCCUGCCAAGCCAGCGCAGGGACCAGACGGCCCUGAGGCCUGGGAGCCACCUGCCCACCUCUGCUCUCCCGCAGCAUGGCCGACAAGAAUGGGGCCCUCAAGUGUACAUUCUCGGCCCCCGGCCACAGCACCAGCCUCCUGCAGGGCCUCGCUGCCCUCCGCGCCCAGGGCCAGCUUCUGGAUGUCGUGCUCACCAUCAACCGAGAGACCUUCCACGCGCACAAGGUGGUCCUGGCCGCCUGCAGCGACUACUUCAGGGCCAUGUUCACGGGCGGCAUGAGGGAGAUGAGCCAGGAUGUUAUUGAGCUGAAGGGCGUGUCGGCCCGCGGCCUGCGGCACAUCAUCGACUUUGCCUACAGUGCCGAGGUGACACUGGACCUGGACUGUGUGCAGGAUGUGCUGGGUGCAGCCGUGUUCCUGCAGAUGCUGCCUGUGGUGGAGCUGUGUGAGGAGUUCCUCAAGGCCGCCAUGAGCGUGGAGACCUGCCUCAACAUCGGCCACAUGGCCACCACCUUCAGCCUGGCCUCGCUCAAGGAAUCGGUGGACACCUUCACCUUCCGGCACUUCCUGCAGAUUGCCGAGGAGGAGGACUUCCUGCACCUGCCGCUGGAGCGCCUCGUCUUCUUCCUGAAGAGCAACCGGCUGCAGAGCUGUGCCGAGAUUGACCUGUUCCACGUGGCUGUCCGCUGGCUGCAGCACGACCCCGCCCGGCGGCUGCGCGCCAGCCACGUGCUCUGCCACAUCCGCUUCCCGCUCAUGCGGUCCUCAGACCUGGUGGACAGCGUGCAGACGCUGGACAUCAUGGUGGAGGACGUGCUGUGCCGCCAGUACCUGCUGGAGGCCUUCAACUACCAGGUGCUCCCCUUCCGGCAGCAUGAGAUGCAGUCGCCGCGCACAGUCGUGCGCUCGGACGUGCCCUCACUGGUUGCCUUCGGCGGCACACCCUACACCGACAGCGACCGCUCGGUCAGCAGCAAGGUAUACCAGCUGCCCGAGCCGGGGUCCCGCCACUUCCGUGAGCUGACGGAGAUGGAGGUGGGCUUCAGCCACACGUGCGUGGCCGUGCUGGACAACUUCGUGUACGUGGCCGGGGGUCAGCACCUGCAGUACCGCAGUGGCGAGGGCGCCGUGGACUCCUGCUACCGCUACGACCCCCACCUGAACCGCUGGCUGCGCCUGCAGGCCAUGCAGGAGAGCCGAAUCCAGUUCCAGUUGAAUGUGCUGUGCGGCAUGGUAUACGCCACGGGCGGCCGCAACCGGGCCGGCAGCCUGGCCUCAGUUGAGAGGUACUGCCCGCGGCGCAACGAGUGGGGCUACGCCUGCUCACUGAAGCGCCGCACAUGGGGCCACGCGGGUGCCUCGUCUGGGGGCCGCCUCUACAUCUCGGGCGGCUACGGUAUUUCGGUGGAGGACAAGAAGGCCCUGCACUGCUACGACCCCGAGGCCGACCAGUGGGAGUUCAAGGCUCCCAUGAGCGAGCCCCGAGUGCUCCAUGCCAUGGUGGGCGCCGGCGGCCGCAUCUACGCCCUCGGUGGCCGCAUGGACCACGUUGACCGCUGCUUCGAUGUGCUGGCCGUGGAGUACUACGUGCCCGAGACGGACCAGUGGACCAGUGUGAGCCCCAUGCGGGCCGGACAGUCAGAGGCCGGCUGCUGCCUGCUGGACAGGAAGAUCUACAUCGUUGGGGGCUACAACUGGCGUCUCAACAAUGUGACAGGCAUCGUGCAGGUGUACAACACCGAGACAGACGAGUGGGAGCGCGACCUGCACUUCCCGGAGUCCUUUGCUGGCAUCGCCUGUGCCCCCGUCCUGCUGCCCCGGGCCAGGACCAGGAGGUAGCUCCCCAGACCCCGGUUCCCGGCCUGGCUGCCUGCUGUUUCUGCGAGGGGCUUGGCGGGUGCGCGUCUGGGCGGGGAACUUCGAAUCUCCACCCCCGCGGGCUGGUCUCGCAUAAGGCACCCUCCUCACCCACCCCUUCCUUCCUGAAGCAGAUUCUGCCUCUGUGCCCAGUGGGGGAGGCUGCCAGCAACAAGGCUGAUGUGGCAGCAAACUCACACCCAAGGUGGUUUCCUCGCCCACCUUGAGUUCUCGCUGGCCGGCUGGUGGGCGGGAAUCGGGGUCUCCUCUGGGGCGUCGUGGUGUGGCUUUGCCCCACUUCUCUCCCCUCCCUCUGCCCGGAGGUCUGAGAAAUGCAGAUGCGAACUCGUUCUCGGUUGAUCCCCAAAUUCUCCCCCAACCCCCAUGAGUUGCAUGCGUCCUUUUUAAAAUAAACACACCCCAAAUCUCUGUAACAUACGGACCUCCAGGAGCAGGAGAAAUGGCUGACAAGUACCUGGCUGGGGUUGGCCAGAAGGGCACGUUUCCGCCUCCCCAAGAAGCCUGAGUUGCUGGGCAGGAGGGAGCCAGCACUCAUUUCCAUUCCUGGCCUGGGUCUUAGCACCUUCGGGGUGUUCUGUCAUCUGCUUUCAGGAGGAAAAACAACACAGCCAGCUCCCAGAGACUGUCGUUACGGGCAUCAGGCCUUCCCAUCUGGCCCUGGGUGAUGUGUGGGGCUUUAAUUAAGAACGGGCUGACUCUCCUCAUCCCUGUCCUGGUCCCAUGAAUGAAAGGGGACGCCUGCUUCAGAAUCUCAUAGUGCGUCUGCAUUCCACAGGCCUGUCCCGUUCUUUUCAUUUCUCCCCCUUUCCAGCCCUCUGCUCCCCGCAACCCUGUGUUCAGGUUGACAUGCCACAGGCCUGUGCCCACCCUGCGUGGGAAGUCAGGCGGGCCAUGAGGCCUCUGCCUUCAAGGGCUUUGCGGCAUCUCCAGCCACAUUUCUUUUGGUGUCUAAACCUCAAAACCAUUUUUUUUCUUUUUUUUUUUUUCUUUUAAGAGGCCAGCACCACUGUCUUAUAAAUGAGAUUUGUCCCCUCGGGGCAACUUAAAGUGUCUCUUCUGCUGCUAAUGGACGAUUGAUGUCGUGUCUCUGUGACCCGCUCGCCAUGUAAAGAAUUAACCUCAUACCUUAGCAGACGUCGUCUCCUAAUAUUUUCCUUUUAUUUAAUAAAAAUGUUAUGGUAAAAA